AUGCUGCGCUGCUGCAAACGGCGGAAGACCGCGCGCGGGAGCACUGCGGAGGGGACGAAGAUAGAGUCCUUGGCUCAGGAGAAGAAACGCAUGAUCGAAAAGAACAUCGCAUUGCAAGAAGACGUGAUCUUCAUUUCUCAGGUGAAUCUCUUCAAGCGCGUUCCCAAGGAGAUGCAUCCACUGUUGGUGACGAGUUUGACGUCAACGCAGUUCAAAAGCGGCCAAUCCGUGGUGAAGCAGGGUGACCAGGGCACUGAGCUCUUCAUCAUCCGCUCUGGCGAGGUCACGGUGCUCGUCAGCAAGGAUGGCAAAGCUCCCAAGCGGGUGGCCAGCCUGAAGGCUGGCGACUACUUUGGCGAACGUGCUGUGAUGUUCGAUGAGCCACGGGGCGCAACAGUGGUGGCAGCCACAGCAGCCACGGCCUUCAGCAUGACAAAGGAGAAGUUUACAGAGCUGAACCUGGAGGACUAUGUGAAGUUCGCCCAGCGCCGUACCUCCGGCCCUGCCGCCAUCGAAGCCAAACUUCCAUCAGAGAAGACGGAGGCCGACCGGCAGAUGUUAAUGGAGGCACUCCGGAAGAAUCCGAACUUGCGGCAGAGAUCGGAAAUUGUGGAGAUGCACGGAGAGGCGCUCAUUGACUUGAUGUGGAAGCAGAGCGUGGAAGCACGCCAGGUGAUGAUUUCACAAGGAAAUAUGGCGGACUACUUCUACAUCAUUCAGGAUGGGAAGUUUGCCGUCCAGAGCGAUAGCAUCACCAAGGCGGCGCUGAAGCCUGGCGAUUGCUUCGGUGAGCUGCCGCUGCUGCAGUUGCGGCCCCACGAGCAUUCGGUGCUGGCGCUGGAGCGCAGCAACGUGUGGGUCAUCGACCGGUGGCAGUUCAAGAACAUCCUCUUCAAGGUGCCGGAGCACAAACUCAUGGAGUAUAUUGCCUACCUGGACCGCGUUUCCUUGUUGGAUGCCUUGUCGCUCGAGGAGAAGACGUCCACCGCACAGGCCCUCACGCAUAUGCACUUCAAGAUGGGCGAUGUGAUCAUUCAACAAGGUGAAACUGGAGAUUCCUUCUACAUUUUGUUUGACGGCGAGGUGCAGGUGGUGAUCAAUGGCAACACGGUGGCGACACUCCAAGCCUCGAUUCAGGAGUUGACGGCUCAUCACUUCGGGGAGAAGGCGCUGAUGAGCAGUCAACCACGUGCAGCCACCAUUCGGGUCUCCUCGACAGAGGCGCAGGUAUUGGCUUUGGAUCGCAUUGCCUUCAACACGCUGCUGGGAUCGCUGGAGGAGAUCAUCCGCGCUCAGGAGGAUGGUAAGUCCAGGCAGACCAAGGCAGUGAAGGGUAUUGCCAUCAAGCCUUUUCAGAAGAUCUUUCGGAAAGAUUUGGUGGGCGUGGGGCUGCUGGGCGUGGGAGCCUUUGGUGCAGUGGAGCUGGUGGCGCAUCGCCAUGGGGAGGAGACCUUUGCAAUGAAGAGCAUGUCAAAAGGGCUCCUGCUGAAAGCUGGACAGAGAACUAUAGCCUUCAACGAGAAGCUGAUUCUUCAAUACCUCCUCUCUCCCUUCAUCAUCCAGCUCUUCGAGGCCUACCGUGACGAGCAGACCUUGUAUCUCCUCUUCGAGGCCGUUCUUGGAGGAGAUUUGCACGGGCUUUACAGCCGGAAGAAGCUCUAUGGGAACGACAAGCACGCGGCCUUCUACACAGCAAGCGUCUCCUUGGCUUUGCAGUAUUUGCACAAGCGAAGUAUUGUUUACCGAGAUCUACAUCCUGAGAAUAUUUUAGUGACCAACGAUGGCAACAUCAAACUCUGCGACUUCGCCUUGGCGAAGUUUGUUGCGCAGAAGACCUACACCAUUUGUGGUAUCCAGGACUAUUUCGCACCUGAGAUGGUCCUGGCCACGGGCCAUGGAUUCCCCUUGGAUUGGUGGACGCUCGGUAUCUUCCUGUUUGAGUUGAUGUCCGGCAAGCCGCCCUUCGAAUCCUCCAACCCCAUGGAGAUCUACGUGCGAAUCUUGAAAGGCCUUCGCAAGGUGCCAGACUUGCCGGAGAUGGGGCGGACACCGGCCGAUCUCAUCAAGCAGAUCUUGAGGAAUGAUCCGCAGGAGCGUUUACCAGUGCGACUGGGUUUCCAAAAGCUUAAGGAGCACCGCUUCUUUGGGGGGAUCAACUGGCGUUUGCUGGUCGACCUUCGUUUUGAAGCUCCAUACCUUCCGCGGAUCAGAGGCAAGCGCGACCUGGCAAACUUUUGCCCACAGGCAGAAGACCUACCUCAGGCACCUGAUUACGAGGAUGAUGGUACUGCCUGGGACAAGGACUUUCCCACAUAG
Molecule: messenger RNA, 2316 nt
Organism: Durusdinium trenchii
Lineage: Eukaryota; Dinophyceae; Suessiales; Symbiodiniaceae
Source: the annotation of a GenBank genome assembly